AUGAGGGUAGACGUUGAACUGAUGUUCGAAUGUCUGAUUUAUAUCAACGCCCACUAUUUUCCUGUGUUCAUGAUCAGUGAAGUAUCGAUGACGAUCGCCAAAUACAUCAGUGAGAAAAAAGAUACGCCGAAUCUGGGGACCGAUGCCAUAGUGUGUUCUGCAAGACACUUCGUGGAGCUACUGAAACUUAUCCUGUUUAAAAAGCUCAAAGACACUCACAGGAAAAAGGGCGAUUCGUCUCGUGGGUGUGCCUCGCUCACAAACUCACUCAUUUCUCUGGAACACCGUAGAAAAGUUGGCGAUCUGGCUCUUUUUUAUAGAUAUUUUUAUGGACGAUGCUCUUCUGAAAUAUCAACAAUUGUUCCUCCCUUGGCAGUCCCCGCGAGAUCAACCCGUCGAGUUGAGGCUUCGCACCCAUUCGUGGUCACUUUGGAGACCUGCAGAACAUCACUUUCCAAAGACUCGUUCAUCCAACGAACAGCGAGGCUCUGGAACACAUUGCCAAGGAAUUCUCCAAAUCAUUCGCUGAAACAAUCAAUAUUGGAGCGAAUUUUGGAGAGGAGAGGAAAGGUAAAAUUGAAAAAAUGCCAGGAGAAGAAAAAUGAUGAUGCUUCCAUUACGGAUAGGAAAAGACUCCAUAUCGAUGCAACUUGGAGAAAGAUUUACUGCGCUAAGAAAGCUGCGGAUUUGACACUGAAAUAUAGUUCCGAUUUGGAUCCGUAUGAAUUCGUCAACGAAUUAGAGAGCUUCAAAUUUCAAGCAUGUGCAAUGUUUACGGACUUGGACAAAAUGAAUGCUCUUGAUAUUCGUCGGAAAAUGCGUGUAUUGUCGCUUCAAACAAUAUAUCCUAAUCUGGACACAGCUCUCAGAAUAUUCCUAACAAUUGGUGACUUUUCUGGUGCUGAUCUUGACCUGCAUCACCACAGCCACUGUUUACUAUACGGUGUUCAUCCAGCAACCCACUUUGAAGCUGGAAAACGUCCUCUCGUCUCUUACCAUACUGAUGAAAAUCCCCAUGUGACUGUUCAAAACAGACAACAAGGAAGAUUCAGUUUUAAUGUGUGGGUAGGAAUUUUCAGAGGACAAUUCAUUGGACCCUAUAUUUAUGAUGGACCGCUGAAUUCUAGAGAAUAUUUGGAUAUUUUAAUGAACCAGGUUGAACCGUUCUUGGAAGAUAUUCCUAUUAAUCUGAUACCCAGAGUAGUUUUCCAACACGAUGGUGCCCCUGCACAUUGUGCAAGGAUUAUCAACGAUUACCUCAAUGUCCAGUUCGGUGAGAAGUGGAUGGGAUAUCAAGGGCCCAUACAAUGGCCUGCCCGGUCACCGGACCUGACGCCCUUAGAUUUUUUGCUUUGGGGUAGAAUUAGAGACUUAACUUAUAAAAAUAAUGAUUUCAAUAGCCGGGAAGAAUUAGAAAGGGUGUUGCGAGGUGCGUUUAACCAAGUUCUAAAUAUACAACUCAUUAAUGCAGUUAAUGCUGUUACCAAAAGAUGUAGAAUUUGCCUUCAACAAAAUGGGGGACAAUUUGAACAUUUGCUGACAUAA
Phaedon cochleariae (mustard beetle) is the source of this 1545-nucleotide messenger RNA. NCBI's taxonomy places the organism in Eukaryota, Metazoa, Arthropoda, Insecta, Coleoptera, Chrysomelidae. The record is from the annotation of a GenBank genome assembly.